Molecule: messenger RNA, 873 nt
Organism: Zerene cesonia (dogface butterfly)
Lineage: Eukaryota; Metazoa; Arthropoda; Insecta; Lepidoptera; Pieridae
Exons: 5
Coding region: 11-814 (267 amino acids)
Source: RefSeq, a predicted model, not a curated record
UCCCGUUAUAAUGAAAAUCACUUGUUGUCUACACGGGCAGUGCGCCGACCGCACGCCCUUCUAUAACCGCGAAUGUUUGAUUUUUAUAUUCGGACAAAAAUUUUGCAAACGAAUAGUGCAACGAACUUUUACUGUUAAAAUUAUUAGUGUAAAUAAAAUAUUAAAUAUGUGUUUAAGAAGUUCUUUAUUUUAUAUUAUCUUUGUGGCGGUAACCAUAGCUACCGUAGUUGGAGAGUGCGGGCCACGGUUGAAAUACACCUGGGGGGACGCUCUACAAGGCACAGAUUGUCCAGGACCAGAUGGUGCACCUUAUCCUAGGCAUUUAGUAAAUCGUGCACUAAAAUCGGGACCAUGGGGUCAAUCAUCGCGACAAGGGCGAGUUGCAAGGACUUUAGAUCCGGCGCUCAUGAGGAGAGCGCUGCUGGAAGCCCAUGGAGGUUACUCGGAGGGCGCUAUGAAACCACCUAAUAAUAGAACAGCACGUGCAACAAACCUCCCCGGUGUCCCCGCGAACCCGUCGUGUGGGGGGACCAGACUAUGCAGGACUCGAUACAACACCACCGCGCCAAUGUACGGAGUGUCUCUCACUUCUGGCCAACCUGUCACAAUCGUUCAGAAGUUUCCAGAUCUAUUGCAGCAGGUCGUUUUCGAGGUUUGCGAAUCGAGCGAGUGUUCAGUUGUCCGCGGUUCCUGCACUCAAACCUACGUGCCCUAUUUAUUUUUAGUCCUACCUUUAGGACCUGUGACCCUAACAGGUCAAGAUUAUGUGUUGGUGGAAUCCGGUUGUGUUUGUAGGCCGGACCCCGUCGUCUAGACUACCUUAGACUUUAGGCCAUGUAAAAAUUUAGGCCCUUUUUCAGGUUUUGACUGUCU